GUCACCUCGCACGCGUUUUCAAAUACUCUGGCCCAGGGUGGCAUGUACAGAAAUAACGGGCUCAACACCACCCUGGAGAAGAGCCACGUCACCGGCCCAGACAACUUCAUCACCGCCUAUGACCACCUCGACUUCCAUCCCAGCUACAACCCAAGCGGCCCGUCGCACUGUUAG
Phaethon lepturus (White-tailed tropicbird) is the source of this 174-nucleotide messenger RNA. RefSeq names its product chromosome unknown open reading frame, human C9orf116 (gene PIERCE1). The annotation marks the transcript as partial. Lineage: Eukaryota; Metazoa; Chordata; Aves; Phaethontiformes; Phaethontidae. The transcript has a single exon. The record is from RefSeq and is a predicted model, not a curated record.